AUGGCCGCGCCCGCAUCAUCCACUGCCGAGGCCCUCGCCGCCGAGGAUGUCUACUUUGCCGAAAACCCGGCCCCGCGCAACCUGGAGGCGCACACGGCCCUCGCACGGGGCUUCAUCGCCGCCCACAGCGCCGGCGGCCGGCGUGUCGUGCUCAUCACCUCCGGCGGCACCACGGUUCCCCUGGAGCGCCAGACGGUGCGCUACAUCGACAACUUCAGCGCCGGCACGCGCGGUGCCACCAGCGCCGAGUACUUCCUCGAGGCCGGCUAUGCCGUCAUCUUCCUGCACCGCCAGUUCAGCCUGCUGCCGUACUCGCGCCACUACUCGCACGCCACGGACUGCUUCCUGGACUUCCUGACCGAGACGCCCGGUGAUGGCCGCAUCGCCGUGCGCCCGGAGGACGAGGACAAGAUGCGCGGCGUGCUGCGCAAGUACCGCCAGGCGCGCGACAACAACAUGCUGCUCAUGCUGCCCUUUGUCACCAUCGUCGACUACCUGCACGAGCUGCGCGGCAUUGCGCGCCUCAUGCGCCCCCUAGGUCCCGCCGGCUUGCUCUACCUCGCCGCCGCCGUGUCCGACUUCUUCGUGCCGCCGGACCGCAUGGCCGAGCACAAGAUCCAGUCGACCAACGCCGUCGACGCCCGCAAGCAGGAGGACGAGGAGACGUUUGACAACUUCGACUCGUCGCCCGCCGUGCCGCGCUCCAAGCGCCUCAUCGUCGACCUGGACCCGGUGCCCAAGUUCCUCAAGAACCUGGUCGACGGGUGGGCGCCCGAGGGCAUGAUCGUGUCGUUCAAGCUGGAGACGGACCCGACCAUCCUGGUGCACAAGGCGCGGUACAGCCUGGACCGCUACCAGCACCACCUGGUCAUCGGCAACCUGCUGUCGACGCGCAAGUGGGAGGUCGUCUUCGUGAGCCCCGGCCGCGACGACCAGUGGGUGCGCGUGCCUCGCGAGGGCGGUUGGGGCGAGGCAGAGCUGCGCCCGCUGCAGGCCGAGGAGCUCCCGCACGAGGAUCCCGGCGUCGAGAUCGAGGGUCUGAUUAUUCCCGCCGUGAAGGAGUUGCACGAGCAGCAUAUCAAGGGGUUGAAGCGGGACUGA
Molecule: messenger RNA, 1101 nt
Organism: Ilyonectria robusta
Lineage: Eukaryota; Fungi; Ascomycota; Sordariomycetes; Hypocreales; Nectriaceae
Product: DNA/pantothenate metabolism flavoprotein
Exons: 1
Coding region: 1-1101 (366 amino acids)
Biological process (GO): coenzyme A biosynthetic process
Cellular component (GO): nucleus; cytoplasm
Molecular function (GO): phosphopantothenate--cysteine ligase activity
Source: RefSeq, a predicted model, not a curated record